AUGGACCCCAACGUCACGAGGCUGCUCAAUGAUAAGAUAUACGACAAGAGGAAAGUUGGCGCCCUAGAACUUGAGCGGAGCAUUCGUGAACUAGUUGCUUCAAAGGACCAUGAAAGAAUCAAGGCAAUCCUUGACCAGCUUUGCUCUGAUUAUGCGUACGCGUGCCAUCUUCCCCAUGCUCGAAAUGGUGGCUUGAUAGGCCUUGCUGCCGCUGCAAUCGCCCUCGGCCCUGAGCUGCCACGAUAUCUGUCUACCAUAGUACCCCCUGUUUUAGCCUGCUUUGGCGACCAAGAUGCCAGAGUUCGCUACUAUGCCUGCGAGGCCCUGUACAACAUUGCAAAGGUUGCCAAGGGCGAGAUACUCAAGUACUUCAACGCCAUUUUUGACUCACUCUGCAAGCUCGGCGCCGAUUCGGAACUUUCUGUCAAGAAUGGCGCAGAAUUGCUUGAUCGUCUGAUCAAAGACAUUGUGGCAGAGUCGGCCGCGACUUACGUGUCAGUGUUGGAAUCGUCGCCGGAUGUAUCCCAGGAUUCCGAAGAGCCCAAGGAGGGUGUCGACGAUGAUCGUGGCAACCUGCCUACCGCCUUUUCGCUGAAGCGAUUUAUCCCGUUGCUUAGAGAACGCAUAUUUGUAACCAAUCCUUUCACCCGGACGUUUCUGGUUGGCUGGGUGGUUCUGCUCGACUCUAUCCCUGACCUCGAGCUCGUCACGUAUCUGCCUGAAUUCCUAGGGGGGUUACUCAAAUUCUUAAGCGACCCAAAUCGCGACGUCCACGUUGCCACGCAGGGAUGUCUGGACAGGUUCCUCAGCGAAAUCAAACGCAUAGCGAGGAUCCAGAAGGGUAUCACCGAGAGUAGAAAGUCCAAGCAAGGAAAGGGGGACGGGAAGCGGAAGCGCGAAGACUCGUUGGACAGCGGCAGCAUACGUGAUGGCCCCGACGACCUUGACGAAGUAGACUCUCAAACGGCAAACGACGAAGAAGCCUCCAACGCGAGCGAUGAGGAUGAUUGGAUACCUGGACAGGAUGUCGAGAUUAAUUACAAGGCGAUAUUGGAGAUUUUGACAGCCACCCUUGACUCGUCUCUGGACGAGGAUGGUCUUUUGGAGUCGUUGAGAUGGAUCGUGGAGUUCCUUGACAUCUGCCCGGAGCAGGUGCUCCCUUUCACGCCCAAGAUUCUGGCCCAUCUGCUGCCAGCCAUGGCCAGCGGGGUUGAAUCAAUCCGAUUGGCAGCCGCCAGGGUAAACACUUCGCUGAUGGACUAUGUGGUUUCACUCACCGAUGAGCCUGAGAUAAGCCAGGGCCCUGCAUCACGUAUCCCUGGCCCGGGAGGGGCCGAUCGCCAGGAUGGUACUGCGUCUAGUGCUCGUCCUUCCCUUUCGGGCUCGGCGCGAGAUUUGGAGAUUAGGAGCCCGACGCCAGGGCUCGCCAAGGGGGUAUCCACACCGGCGCGAUCCCUAACUCCCGCACCAUCUACCGAUGGGCUGGCACACCCUCAGGCAAACCUGGACUAUGCUGCAGCUGUAAACUCGCUUACGCUCCUGUUCCUGAAUGAUCACGAAGCCACACGUGUGGCUGCCUUGACGUGGCUUAUCAUGCUGCAUCGCAAGGCGCCCAGGAAAGUAUUGGCUUUCAACGAUGGCACCUUCCCGGCGCUGCUCAAGACGCUUUCGGACCAGUCCGAGGCCGUAGUGACCAAGGAUCUGCAGCUGCUCUCACAAAUCUCGCGGAACAGUGAGGAUGAUUACUUUUCCAAUUUCAUGGUCAACCUCCUGCAGCUCUUCUCGACAGACAGAAGGCUGCUCGAAACUCGUGGUAACCUCAUCAUUCGCCAACUCUGUGUGAGUCUGAGCGCCGAGCGGAUCUACAGAACGCUCGCAGACUGUAUUGAAAAGGAGGAAGAUGUCGAAUUUGCGAGCAUAAUGGUUCAGAACCUCAAUAACAACCUCAUCACAGCGCCAGAGUUGCAGGAACUACGCAAGCGUCUACGGAACCUCGAGACCAAGGACGGACAAACCUUUUUCGUAGCAUUGUUUCGAUCAUGGUGCUACAAUGCCGUGGCUACCUUUUCUCUAUGCUUACUCGCCCAGGCUUAUGAGCAGGCCUACAACCUAUUGCAGAUUUUCGCCGAGCUUGAGAUGACAGUAAGCAUACUCAUCCAGAUUGACAAGCUGGUACAGCUGCUGGAAUCGCCCGUCUUUACAUACCUCCGCCUGCAACUACUUGAGCCCGAAAAGUACCCGCACCUCUACAAGUGCCUUUUUGGGCUCCUGAUGCUCCUGCCUCAGUCAUCAGCAUUUGCAGCUCUGAAAAAUCGGCUCAACAGCGUGAGCUCCAUUGGUUAUCUGCACAUUGCACCCAGACCGUAUGUGCCCUCCACGACUAACUCAGGUUCGGUGCACUCUCGGCAAAACUCGGUCGUCGAGACGAUGCAGUCGUUCCAGCCUGCUGCCCCACGAAACUCUUCAAAGUAUGGAUUAGACACUUACACUCACCCUAAUGUAAUUAGCGGAACGACGACACCUGGUGGUACCAAUUAUGACAGGCCCAACCGCCUGAAGGGCCGAGAAGAAGGCAUCAUCCGCUGGGGUGAACUUUUAGAAAAGUUCCGCAGCGUGCAGGAGCGAGCAAGACGGCUGCAGCGCCCCGGGGGUCCCGGCGACCUCAACGACGGGCCGGGCCUCGGCGGCGUUGGCGACCUGAGGAUAUCCGAUGCCCCCUUGGAUACCAAGGGCAAGGAAGCCGCUCGGCAGCCACCCCCUGUUCCCUUGAAGGACGUGCCAAGUGCAGCGCAAGCGAAGCCUAGAUCCGGGUUGGGACGCCCGGUUUUUGGGAGGUUUGGAGGCGCUGGUGGAGGGAGAGCAAAGAGGGGCCAAUAG
Molecule: messenger RNA, 2877 nt
Organism: Pyricularia pennisetigena
Lineage: Eukaryota; Fungi; Ascomycota; Sordariomycetes; Magnaporthales; Pyriculariaceae
Exons: 8
Coding region: 1-2877 (958 amino acids)
Biological process (GO): positive regulation of kinase activity; phosphatidylinositol biosynthetic process
Cellular component (GO): PAS complex; fungal-type vacuole membrane; endosome membrane
Source: RefSeq, a predicted model, not a curated record